GAAAUAUGAAGACUUGUUCCCCCAAAAGAAAUAAUGAAAAGGAAAGAAAAGAAAAGAAAAGAUUCUCAAGCAUGGCGUACGCCUUUCAAGUCAGGGAUAAAUGGCAUUGGAGUAGCGGGAUUAUGGUGGAAGUGGGAAGGCGCUGCAUUAGCGAGCAUCGCUUUGUUCAGGCAAGAUACUCCGUUGAUUUUCAGGGGUAUCCUACCAUCUCCAUGCAGAUCCUUCGAUGGCCGCGCGCGGGGUACCCCGUCGCAUACUCAUGCCUUGUAAGUCAACGGAGGGAGAUGUUUUGUGAGUUUAUACCGAGUAUAUGAUGCUCUCUUUCAUGCGCAGAUGUAACAUCCUGGGAACUCUAACAGAUUAAAACAGGCUUAGCAAGGAUUAUAGACAGCAAGAAAGACAAGCUUUUCCCCUCAUAUCUUGGUCGGAAAACAUCCAUGUUGAAUGUUUCUUAUCUCUGGGCGAACGGACGAGACAUGUUCUUUUGAACUGUUCGAUCAGCUGUACCUCCAUUUCCUGUCUAUCGCUCUUUUUCGUGUAUAAAAAGAGCUCUCUCCACACAAGAUUCACCCCCAAAUUUGGCUGGAGCCUGACAUUCUGCUAUGUUCCAGGCGACUGAUACCUGCUUAUCCGGCAGAACUUUGCGAGCAUUGCUCAAGAAGCAUAUACGUAUACAAACGUUCAUGCUGCGUCUUCUAUCAAUAGGCAUACCCCAGACCAAGUUUUGACCAUGUCCCGGCCGCUUCUAUGCGAGUACCUUAGAAUGCUUCAGGGAGAUACCCGCGGGAAUACGGUUGCCGUAUUCCCUAUAUCAUGGCAUAUAAAUACCUAAAUCUUCACUCCAGAGAACUUUGUCCCUUCUUCUCUUUUGUUUUCUGCAAAAUCUUUUCCGUUCAUCUCAUAACCCUAGCUCAGGGUGUCUACAAAGAUGCGUCUUCUCAAGUUUGUGUGCCUGUUGGCAUCAGUCGCCGCCGCAAAGCCCACUCCAGGGGCGUCACACAAGGUCAUUGAACAUCUUGACUUUGUCCCGGAAGGAUGGCAGAUGGUUGGUGCCGCGGACCCUGCUGCUGUCAUUGAUUUUUGGCUUGCCAUCGAGCGUGAAAACCCAGAAAAGCUCUACGACACCAUCUAUGACGUCUCCACCCCUGGACGUGCACAAUAUGGCAAUCAUUUAAAGCGCGAAGAAUUGGAUGACUUACUACGCCCAAGGGCAGAGACGAGCGAGAGCAUUAUCAGCUGGCUCACCAACGGCGGAGUCAACCCACAACAUAUUCGGGAUGAAGGGGACUGGGUCAGAUUCUCCACCAACGUCAAGACUGCUGAAAAGUUGAUGAAUACCCGAUUCAACGUCUUCAAGGACAACCUAAAUUCCGUGUCAAAAAUUCGAACUUUGGAGUAUUCCGUCCCUGUAGCUAUAUCAGCUCAUGUCCAAAUGAUCCAGCCAACUACCUUAUUUGGAAGACAAAAGCCACAAAACAGUUUGAUUCUAAACCCCUUGACCAAGGAUCUAGAAUCCAUGUCUGUUGAAGAAUUUGCUGCUUCCCAAUGCAGGUCCUUAGUGACUACUGCCUGUCUUCGAGAAUUGUACGGACUUGGUGACCGUGUCACUCAGGCUAGGGACGACAACCGAAUUGGAGUAUCUGGCUUUUUGGAGGAGUAUGCCCAAUACCGCGAUCUUGACCUCUUCCUCUCUCGCUUUGAGCCAUCCGCCAAAGGAUUUAAUUUCAGUGAAGGUCUUAUUGCCGGAGGAAAGAACACCCAGGGGGGGCCUGGAAGCUCAACUGAGGCCAACCUUGAUAUGCAAUAUGUCGUUGGUCUGUCCCACAAGGCAAAGGUCACUUAUUACUCCACCGCUGGCCGUGGCCCAUUAAUUCCCGAUUUAUCUCAGCCAAGCCAAGCUUCAAACAACAACGAACCAUACCUUGAACAGCUGCGCUAUCUCGUAAAGCUCCCCAAGAACCAGCUUCCAUCUGUAUUGACCACUUCCUAUGGAGACACAGAACAGAGCUUGCCCGCCAGCUAUACCAAAGCCACUUGCGACCUCUUUGCUCAGUUAGGAACUAUGGGUGUGUCUGUUAUCUUCAGCAGUGGUGAUACUGGGCCCGGAAGCUCAUGUCAGACCAAUGAUGGCAAGAACGCAACUCGCUUCAACCCUAUCUACCCAGCUUCUUGCCCGUUUGUGACCUCCAUCGGUGGAACCGUUGGUACCGGGCCUGAGCGUGCAGUUUCAUUCUCCUCUGGAGGCUUUUCAGACAGGUUCCCCCGCCCACAAUACCAGGAUAACGCUGUUAAAGACUACCUGAAAAUUUUGGGCAACCAGUGGAGCGGAUUGUUUGACCCCAACGGCCGUGCUUUCCCAGAUAUCGCAGCUCAGGGAUCAAAUUAUGCUGUCUAUGACAAGGGAAGGAUGACUGGAGUCUCUGGCACCAGUGCAUCUGCCCCUGCCAUGGCAGCCAUCAUUGCCCAGCUUAACGAUUUCCGACUGGCAAAGGGCUCACCCGUGCUCGGAUUCUUGAACCCAUGGAUAUAUUCCAAGGGUUUCUCUGGCUUUACGGAUAUUGUUGAUGGCGGUUCCAGGGGUUGCACUGGUUACGAUAUAUACAGCGGCUUGAAGGCGAAGAAAGUUCCCUAUGCCAGCUGGAACGCAACUAAGGGAUGGGACCCAGUAACGGGCUUUGGUACUCCCAACUUCCAAGCUCUCACUAAAGUGCUGCCCUAA
This is a messenger RNA of Trichophyton rubrum CBS 118892, 2719 nucleotides long. RefSeq names its product tripeptidyl-peptidase SED2. Gene Ontology annotation, molecular function: serine-type endopeptidase activity; tripeptidyl-peptidase activity. Gene Ontology annotation, biological process: proteolysis. NCBI's taxonomy places the organism in Eukaryota, Fungi, Ascomycota, Eurotiomycetes, Onygenales, Arthrodermataceae. The transcript has 2 exons. The record is from RefSeq and is a predicted model, not a curated record. The coding region runs from base 929 to 2719 and encodes 596 amino acids.